Molecule: messenger RNA, 1586 nt
Organism: Phlebotomus papatasi
Lineage: Eukaryota; Metazoa; Arthropoda; Insecta; Diptera; Psychodidae
Gene: Syx18
Product: syntaxin-18
Exons: 2
Coding region: 212-1255 (347 amino acids)
Biological process (GO): retrograde vesicle-mediated transport, Golgi to endoplasmic reticulum
Cellular component (GO): endoplasmic reticulum; SNARE complex; membrane
Source: RefSeq, a predicted model, not a curated record
AUAGAUAAUUUCCCAUAAAUACAUACACAAAAGAUCAUAUAUGGCGCGAAAAAAACAGCUGAUUGGCAUCCCUCUGGUGGUGAGACGCCGCAACUAAAACGCAUAAACGUCAUGUUGUGGUUGUGACACGCAAACAGUCCAGAAAACGCGAUUUUCUCUCAAGUUUUCAUCUCAAUUUCUCAGUGUUUUGUGCAAAAUCCAGUGCCCAGAAAUGGAUGUUACGCCCCUCUUUAAGGCCUGUGUCAAGACAAUGCGUCUGAAGAAUAAAUCCCUGCCUGUACCGGACAAAAAUCGCAUUCUCAAAAAGCGUCCCGUCACCACGGACGUGGACUUCAAUGGCCGGUCGAAGGAUAUUCGGUACAAAAUCACGCAAUUGAGGGAUUUCUUGGUAGAAAAUCGGGCUGCUUACAUGAAAUUCGCUUGCCACUUGAAGAACUCAGCUCAGAUGAGCGAUGAAGAAAGAGAUUUGAUAGACCAAGAGUGCGAGAAGGUGAUAAACUUCUGUUCACAGUUGAUCCUCGAUUUCCGCCAAGAUUGCCGCAGCAUUGAAAAAAAGUCACCACAGCAGAUGCGGGAACACAUGAGAAUAGUCCUGGAAACUCUAACAGAAUACCUAAAGACCAUUAAUGAUUUCCACAUGCGACAGAAGAAGCACCGGGUUCAGAGAGAAUUGGAAACUUACAAGUUCAUCAAGCUAGAAUCAGACAAGAGGAAGAUCCCAGUGAUGCCAUUCACAGCACCAAAAGCUGCAAAGAGUGACAGUGAGAGAGAUUCAGCAGAGGAGGAGGAUGAAGAUAUGCCACUAGAUCGGUCGGAUGAGGAGAAAAAGAAGGAUUCGCUAAAGGAGAGGAAAUCUCUCUCAGGACGAUUGUCGCUGGAUGAAGAGAUCGCCCACAAUCAGUCUUCCUACGAUGAAGGAGACAAACUCAGUGCCGAGGAUAUUCAGAUGUUUGAAUCGGAGAAUGUACAGCUGUAUCAUGAGCUUCAGGGAUUGGCUGAGGAAGUGGAACAGAUUGAGAGGAAUGUCGUGGACAUUGCUCAGUUGCAGGACAUCUUCACCGAAAAGGUGACUCUCCAGAAGGCUGAUAUUGAGAGAAUUUCCAAUACAGUCGUGGGAACGACUGAGAACGUCAAAGACGCCAAUGAGCAGAUAAAGCAAGCAAUUCAGAGAAAUGCCGGACUCAGGGUAUGGAUACUCUUCUUUCUUCUCGUCAUGUCCUUUAGCCUACUUUUCCUUGACUGGUACAAUGAUUAAUAAAUCGUACAAGGCUAGGUGCUUUUAUCAAAAAAAUUGUUUUAUUUCGGUGAAAAUUUUCCGCGAGAAAUGUCAGCAUUUGAAUAUAGUUCUGGUUCUGAGGAGUCCCAGUCCCAGGACUCCCAAAUUUCCUCGGAUCCUCUGAAUUCCUGUAAGUUAAUACUGAGAGGUAAACCUUUUUUGCCACAAAUGUCCCGGAAUAAAAGCUAGAAUGAUUUUUUCUUCAAAAGGUCUGCAAGGAAUUGAGGCAAUUGUCCUUUCCCUGACUGAGUUCCUCAGUCAAAAGCUAGAACAUUGCGAAAAGAUGCUCCUGGCCAUUAAGCAGCAAAAG